CCAUGUUCCACCACAAGAAUGUCGUCCAUGCGAUCUUGAACGAGAGCGAUCCGAUCGGGCAGGUCGUGCCCAUCGUCAUCUACAUCUCGCAAGAGAGCGACUUGACAUGGUUCAACGAGACGUCGCCGGACCCGACGUACUUUGAGCAAAUAGUAGAACGGCUGCAAAGUCCGGACGAAUGGCCCGCUGUACGGGCGCAGGUCCUUGCGUUAGAUCAACCGACGACCAAGAAGGUGGACGCGACCGGCCUCCGAGAAUGCGUUCUCCCGCGAAUCAAGUUUGCGUAUGAAGUGCGACGCAACUCGCGAGGGUACAACGUCUUGUUGUCUCAAUCCAAGUCAAAUUUUGCCCCCCGUUCGAUGGCGUCGUUUGAAGUGGCAGUGUGGUGCUUCCCGAACGACACCACUGUGAACGCGUCGUCGCCCAGUCGAGCUGCAAGUUUACCCAGUCCUUUGCCCAACGCAAUUACCAUCGACGACGAUUAACCAUGUCCUAACUACGUUGGUCGGCUUCUGGAUCCUGCCAUGCCAGCAACAAGCAGUUCUCCAAACUCUCGUCUUGCUCGCAGUAGUGCACCAAUUCAGCGCGAACGCCUCGCUCGCGCAAGUAGUGCACUCGUCCCAUGUCAAGAAGUCGCUUGCAUUGCCGCCCCAAUUGCGUUCGGUCGGCCCGGCUAGACACACCAUCUUAGUCCGGGCCAGUCCGGCCAUGAGAGAAUGGAAACACGGCGCGUACUUGAGUCCCAGGACGCUCUCGACAGCUCCACCAUCCGUGGACAUGCCGCACGUCGCCCAUCCAGACAGCG
Messenger RNA from Aphanomyces invadans, 805 nucleotides. RefSeq lists its product as hypothetical. The record is from RefSeq and is a predicted model, not a curated record. The transcript has a single exon. The annotation marks the transcript as partial. NCBI's taxonomy places the organism in Eukaryota, Oomycota, Saprolegniomycetes, Saprolegniales, Verrucalvaceae.